GCCCGGCCGGUGGUCCUUCUGGAGUCGGUGUAGUUCGCGGCGCCACCUGUGCGGCCUCCGCGUUCCUGGGCGAUGGAGAAUGGAGCGGUGUACGGCCCCACCACUGAGGAGAACCCGGGCCCUGCCAGGGGCGCCCGGAGCGGCCUGGCCGCCUACUUCUCUCUAGGCCGGCUUCGGUUGCAUCGGCGCCUGUUCAAAGUCUUGCAGCUGUUGCUGUCUCUGCUGGCCUUCGUCUGCGAGGAAGUCGUGUCACAAUGCACUUUGUGUGGAGGACUUUACUUUUUUGAAUUUGUGAGCUGCAGUGCCUUUCUCCUGAGUCUCCUCAUUCUGAUUGUGUACUGCACUCCAGUUUAUGACAGAGUCGAUGCUGUCAAAGUCAAGUCAUCGGAUUUCUAUAUUACUUUGGGCACAGGAUGUGUGUUUUUGUUGGCAUCCAUCAUUUUCGUUUCUACACAUGACAGGACCCCAGCUGAGACAGCUGCCACUGUGUUUGGAUUCCUAGCAAGUUUUAUGUUCCUGUUUGACUUUGCCAGUAUGGUCUGGGAGAAACAACAGGAGUCCCAGAUGAGAAAACCUGAGGCUACCAGGAGGACAGAGGCCACUGAACCACUUAAUGCUUAAGGACCUAGGGAAUAGGUGUUGCAUAAGGUAUCAGCUGCGUAAUGCCUGAGCCCUGGCACAAACUCUUGCAGAAUUUAUGUAAUGGUUAAACCACUUCUUUGGGGGAACAAGGGGAAGGGCAGGAAGGCACUUUUAUCUAUAUUGGACUCUGUGUCAGUCACCACAAAUUAGGCCAGAGAACUUUUUGUUUCAAAAAAAAAAUUUAUUUAAAUAACAGUUAAAACUUCUGUCAAAUGAAAUGGUUUUGUUUCUGUUUCGGAGAACAGUUGUUUCUUUAAAUCACAUAGCUCAACUGAUGAUCUUUUAUUCUGUCAUUGAAAUACCCAGGCUUUACUGUAUCUCACUCAGCCUUAAAAUUAUAUUGUAAUGUUUUAGGAUAAUUAUUAUUAACUCUUUCUGAGACCUUUUCUAGCAUAAUAGAAACUGUAUGGGAGGUGUUGUUAUUUUAUACGUAUAAAAGAAACAAUAUCAGAAACCCUAUGUUUAUACUGCACUUUGUUGUUGAUAAGCGAAAAAAAAAAAGAUUUUUUAUAUAAUAUAACACAGAAAAAUGGAAGAAACUCUCAUGGCUAAGGACCAAAGAUAAAAAAAAGAUACACUUCUUGAACAAUACAGUGAUUAUUAAAAACAGGCUUCAACUGCUUACCACUGUCUGAAGAGAUAAGUUCAUACUGGGAGCUAGGAAUUGGUCCAUUCCCCUGUUGAUAUAUGGCUCUUCCUACCGAAGUUAAUACAGCUGUAUCAGUCUGUUCAGCGUUUUCUUUGAAGCCUACCCUCUUUUCAAAACCCCAGCUUUUGAUUUUUCAUCUAUUUGAGAUUCUCCCUUUUCUCUUUAUCCACAUGGUCCAUACACUGUUUCAUCAUCUGACAGAGAGGAGUCUCUGGCCGAUGGCGGUUGUCUUUAGGUAGUCCAAACUUUGGGGCCCUUCUAACUGCACAGAGUAUGCAGCGGGAUCUUUAGGUUUCUCGUUCCCACGUCGGGGAUUACUCUGACUUCUCUUUGGGGGAGACCUUCUUCAGGAAGUAUCUAGCAAAUCCUGCCCAGGUUAACCCUGAGGAUGGUGUAAGGGGCAGCCCAGCCAUUCCGCUUCAGACUCGUUCUGACCGUUUGCAAGAAUGGCCUCUUGCUGGCAGGCUGUCCUAGAGCCAGCCGGCCAGGGCACUUGGUCCUUUCUGAGCAAGGGGUUCACAGAGUAGAUCUUUCUUGUCCUCCUCUUAGAAUUUUGACUCAGGACUCUGGUGUGAAGGCAAUAAGCCCACGUGUCAGGUACUUCAGGACUUCGGUGGAAGUCUCCAGGGCUAGGUGGACCCGGUGUCCUUCUGAAGGAGUGGAAUCGUGUUCCCAGUGAGACCAUUUAAUGACCCUAUCCGUUUGAAAUUUCUCAUUUGUGUGUGUGGAUGUGGCAGGUGCGGUGGUCAGAGUUCAGCAGCACGGCCUCCCACGGCUGCUGCCCUCUCUUGCUGACUCGGGACUGUAUCCAUUUGUUCCCAAGUUUGGAUGCUAGCGCCCGUGGUGCUGUCACCACUACCCGCCUAGGGGAUAAUGAACCCGAUCACGGAUGCUGUCUUUACUGGGCGUACCAUCCACGAGAGGAGAAAUAGCUUGGGUCCUGGGCCCAAGAAUGAAGAGUGGUUCGAAGAUAAGUAGCGUAUGGUCAGCAAGUUCUGGAAUUUCACCCCUGACUGUACACUGUCAUUUUAAAUAUCAUCCAGACCCAGCUGGGCUUUCACAGCAAACCAUCCGGGCUACCUCAGGGUCCCCGCACGUGCACGGGCUUCGUUGAAUUUGAUGGGACGUGUCCCAGCUGGCCGCCUCCGCACAGCACGUCGGCAUCGAGCCGCAGCGCUGCUCGCUCUGAGGCUUGGCUUGCGUCUCUCUUAUUGGUGCAGAAGUGGGCCUCUUAGCUGCCACUUAACCUUCCCUUUGCAGAAAGAUAAUAUAUUUGCUGGUAUUUUGGGUCCCUCUGGAACUUUUCUUCAUCCUGUUUCUAUGGGACCCAUGACUGAUUGGCCCCCCUCUUCUACUGUAGAAGGAAUUAGAGUGAAAAGACCACGUGGUGAAUAAAAAAAGUUCAAGGAAAACUUGGGACCAAAAAACCCCUUUGAUGUCCGAAAAAGGGCAAACUCAAUAAACUGAAAUGUCACAUAAUUUUUUAUUAACAGCCAUGUUAGAUUUGUUAUAUUUUAUACAGAUAAACUGUUUAAAAUGGUUCUUAAAGAUUUUAAGAGAAAAUGCAUACAAUGUAAGAAUUUUAUAACUGCCAUACUUAAAUUAUGUUCUGCUUGGGGACUGGGAAAUGUAUUUUUACAUUGUUUAUAGCCAAUCGCUUUUGUAUUUAUCAAUUUAAAUCCUGUGGGUCUCUCUUUUUUUUUUUUUAUCUCUCUCAAUGUCAAAUUUUGUAGUUUUCUUUUUAAAUAAAUCCAUUUUAUUGUCUACACCUCUGUAGUUGUUUCAUUAUCACAGAAGCCUGAUGUUGAAGAUGAAAACUUUCUCCAGAGUUCUAGGAGUUGGCUGUACAAUCUUGGUAAGUACUUCGGUGGGAUACUGGACUGUGCGUCUGCCCAGGCGUGAGGCACAGGUAGGAAGUUGGAACACACGCUGAGACCGCCUUUGUUGGGAGCCAUGUCUGAAGAGUUGCAAAGGAACGUUACGGACUAAACACCUUUAAAUACUCUCCGUCACAAUUCUCGUUGUGGCUACACAAUGCUAAAAACAAAAUAGGCACAUUCUCUUUCAGACUGUUCAGUGACAGAGAAAGUGUGAAGCAAAACUGGGGUGGUUCUGGUAAAGCUGCAACUAUUUGUGUGGUUUGCAGAACUCCCGCCUCCAGUCUGUGUGAGAACAACAAGAUCUUUAUGAUCAGCAGGAACUCACUGGAAUUCGUACAUUCUUCAGAGUUUUGUGUUUUGUUUUGAUAAAGAGCAUUGUCUUGGGGCGCCUGGCUGGCCCAGUUGGUAGAACAUGCGACUCUUGACCUCAGUGUUGUGAGUUCAAGCCCCAUGUUGGUGGAGAGGUUGCUUAAACAAAUGAAACACACAAAAAAAAGAGUUGUCUCAGUGUGCCGUCAACUGCAAGGAGCAGAAAACCUAAAUAAAUAGGUCUUAAAGAGUAAGGAAAAUGUAUUUCAUAAGCCCAGGUAGGGCCGUUCUGUGACUGGUUAAAGUUCAGCGUCUCAGCAGUAUUAUCAGGGACCCAGACUCUUUCCAUGUUUUUCUGCCCAUGCAUCUUCUGCUGUGAGUCUUUAUCCUCAGGAUUGACCCCUUAUGGUGUAGCAAGACAGGCGACAUCUCCAGGCAUCGUCCACUUGCACAACAAUGUCCAAGGCCCAAAGAAGAGAUUGUGCAUUGCUGUGUCUCUAAGGUGUUCUUUUUUCACAGAAGCCCCUUGGUGGACUUCACCUUCUUGUCUUACUAACAGACUUUAAAUGCCCAUUUCUAAAUUAUUUACUGACCUGGAGAACGGCAUUACUGAAAUUGGCCUAAAGCAAUCCAGAUUCCUCUCCUCAAGUGGUGAAUACCCUUUGAAGCAGAUAGAGUCUUCUGUUACCUGAACACAUUGGUUCUGAUAGCAAGCGCCAUGGGCUUGGGGUUCAGCAGUGUCUGGCAUAAGCAUGUUAAGGAUUGGGCCCCAGCUAGGGAAAAUAAAAUUCCCAGUUUAAGAAAUUUUUGUAGGCCUGAAUACCCCCAAAGCAAUGUAAAAUAGAAAAACUAACAGUUCUGACGUUUAGACUAAACUAUAAUUGUUCAAGUUAUGUGUACCCUAGAAAAUUGGUCUAAUGAAAGGUGGGAAGUACUGUUUUUUUUUUUUUCCUGUGGCCUUCAUAUUUGGCUACUUUUAAUUUUUGAGAACUGUCGAGUACUGGAAGCACAGAAGAUAACACCCAUUUCAGACACCACCCAGCUUUAAUAGAUCAUGACUUUUUGCCAUAAAGGCCCUUGUUUAAGAAAGAAAAUGAAGUUUCACUUCUGAAAUACCACCACCUCCAAUCUUACUUUUUACUUUCCCAAAGGCACACAUGAUCUGGAAUGUGGUAUCUGUCUUUCCUGUCUUUAUUGUCUGUACUAUAUAGAGAGAUGUAUCCAUAAGCAAUGUCCGACAUGGUAUUUAUGCUAGAUUUAGCCAUUCGUAGGUUGCUUUUUCCAAUCGGUAGUAUUUCGAAAUUUAUCUGAUACACGCAGCUCUAGUUCAUUCAUUUUAACUACUAUUUGGCAUCCCGUUGUACGAAUUUGCCAGUUUACUUACCUUUCCUCUGUUGACAGAAAAAUUUUGAUGUGGUUUGUUUUUGACCGUUUGAACCAGUGUUCUAGGGAACAGACAUCUUUGAACAUCUCACGCACGGGUGCAAGAGUUCUAUGUAGGUUGUGGACUUAGAAAUUGUUGCAUCGCAGGAUGUGUGGGAUUCCAACAUGGCUAAAUAUUUCCAAACGGUCUCCAAAGUGGAGACUUCGCGUCAGCCGUGUACGGGGGUGCUUUGUUUCCUUAUUCUUGUCUUGCACUUAGUAUUAGUUUGGCUUAAGAGUUUUGCUGAUCUCGGGCUGAAAUGGUCUCUCAUUUUCUUUUACACUCCCCUUAUGACUGGUGAGCCUGGGCGUCUUCUCAUUCGGCUGUUGACUUUGUACGCUUCCCCACAUCAGUGAGUUGUUCGUUUAUAUUCUUUGCCUUUUUUUCACCCUGAUGUGCGUUUUUGUUUUUGUUUUUUAACUCAUUUGAGAGUUCUUGACAUAUUAUGGGUGUUAUCCUUUGUUAGUAAUGUGCCUUGGAAAUAUCUCCUCAAAGUCUAUAAUUUAUAUUUUAACUUUUCUUCUUGAUACUUCGUCUCUUUGCUUAUCGAUUCUUGUUAGCUCAAGGUCACAGAUGUUCCCUGCCGCUUUCUAAAAUGUUUAAAGGUUUGCAUUUUACAUUUAGUACUUGAAUGUACCCUGAUUUCUGUAUGUGGUAGGAGCACUCCGUGACUCUUUGCUCCUCUGAUAGACAACGGCUGCUUCUGUCAUCUACCAAGUUUAUGCAUAUGCAUGGGUCUGGGGCUGGCUUCCUUAGGCUUUUUUUCUAUACCUAUGCUAAUACCAUAGUCUUGAUAAAGUAAUAACCUGAGGGCAAGUUCAGAAUUGUUGUAUUCUUAACACUUUGUUAUUUGAAACACUUUCUUUCUUUCUUUCUUUCUUUCUUUCUUUCUUUCUUUCUUUCUCUUUUUGAGCUGGGAAGAAGGGCAGAGGGAGAGAGAAUUUUUUUUUUUUUUUAAUGUUUUAUUUACUUUGGAGAGACCUAAAGACCGAGUGAGAGUGGGGGAGGGGCAGAGAGCGAGGGAGACAAAGAAUCCGAAGCAGGUUCCAGGCUCUGAGCUGUCAGCACAGAGCCCAACAUGGGGCUCAAACUCACAAACCACGAGAUUAUGACCUGAGCUGAAGUUGGAUGCUUAACCAACGGAGCCAACCAGGUGCCCCUAUUUUAAAGACUUUUUAAGAAUAGUUUUAGGUUUGCAGUAAAAUUGAGAGAAAGGUUACUUUACUUUUUACUAUAAAGAUACUUUUUACUAUAAAAUUUUAAGAUUGAUUUGGCAAGUUCCACAAAAAGCCCUUGUUAAUUUUUUCUUGGAAUUGCAUUGAAUUUAUAGAUUAAUUUGGAGGAAAAUGAUUUAUGAUUUAACUUAACAUUCGUGAAUCUAGAAUCUCCACUGAUUUGGGUCUUUUAUUGUUUUCCAAUAAAGUUUGUGGUUUUCUUCAAAAAGGUCUUGUACAUCUUUUGUCAGAUUUGUCCUAGGUACUUUAUUUUUGCAGGUGUCCAGAAUGGGAUCUUUAUUUUAUUUUAUUAUUUUUAACACUAUUUUAUUUUAUUUUUUAAAUUAAUUAAUUUUUUAUAAUUUACAUCCAGAUUAGCAUAUAGUGCAACAGUGAUUUCAGGACUAGAUUCCUUAGUGCCCCUUACCCAUUUAGCCCAUCUCCCCUCCCACAACCCCUCCAGCAACCCUCUGUUGUCUGUAUUUAAAAGUCUCUUAUGUUUUGUCCCCCUUCCUGUUUUCAUAUUAUUUUUCUUUCCCUUCCUUUAUGUUCAUCUGUUUUGUAUCUUAAAUUCCUCAUAUGAGUGAAGUCAUAUGAUAUUUGUCUUUCUCUGGCUAAUUACCCUCCAGUUCCAGCCACGUAGUUGCAAAUGGUGGGAUCUUUGUUUUAAAGAUGACGUAUUCUGAUUAGAAAACUGAAAGAUAGCUCUGAAGGCUUGCUUAAAUUGAGGUCAGUCUUUUCCUUUUUUUUAAGGUUUUCCUGUGGGUGAUGGCGCGUGCCUCCCGCCAUCCCGCACGAACUGCACCCCAGUGGUCCAGAUCCUGGCACCUGAUCCCUCCCACCAUGAAGGUUCCCGUCAACCUUUUAGUUAAAAGUUCCCAUCCCUUGGCCUUUCUCUGAAUCUGUUAUCUGCGUUUACAAAACGGUGACUGUAGUUCCUGCCACUUUGAUCAGCUAAAAUUCUGCAGUGAUACUCACAUUUUUAGCGUGCAUAAUUGACGUCAGGAAAACAAGGGUAAUCAGUACUCCUGCUCGGCUCCCGAAUGACACUAAGACAUGAGGACUGAUGCCCAUCAGUUCUUCCCACCUACUGCAUUGUUAGUGCCUGGUAGUUUUUACUUUAUCUUGUUUUAACACCUCCCGCACCUUCCACAUGUUCCUCUAGGUGCUUUUCUCUAGAUGUGGUUGCUUCACAUGACCACGCAUGCAACUUAAAUAUUGUGUCUGUAAUUAAAUAGCCGUGUGUUUCUGGGGGUGGGGGAGGCUGCACCCGAUGUAUGGUAUGUCUUCGCCAGCCCAGUCCUGGGUGGCCCAAACACCUGACCACACAGGCCACGGGCCAAUGUUUACAGAUACUGUUUACUAAAUCUUGGGGUGGCGCACUCUGGCCGGAAGUGCCCCGUGUUCAGCCCAUUGCACGGGGUGUCCACUGCGGUGGGCCCUGACCCAUUUACCAUCCCUGGAUGGCUGCAGCAUCGCAGGGGACCUGCUUGUGCCAGUGGUGGUGGGGGGGGGGGGGGGAGGUGGGGCUCUUUCAUCACUGAUUCUCGUGACAGGCAAGUCCUUUAUUAAGCCAGCAGUGCAUUAGGGGAAAACACUGUUUCUGUCCGAUGGGUGGGCGACCACUUGUUGGUGAAGGUGGUUACAGGCUCAGGGGCUGGGCUGGGCCCUGCAUCGGAAGAUCUGUUUUCUUCUCACGAUAGGACUUUCUGGAGCUUGCCCCACGUACGAACUGGAAGAUGAGAAUGUGAAAGUGGACACUGUUUCAUUUAGGGCUCAGUAACGCGGGCAGUCGACUGUCAGCAGCAGGAGUCGGUUCUCAAAUCCAAGAGGUCGGAGGCCCGGAAGUGGCGGAGGUUUCACUGCGAAAGGUGCCAGUCAACGGCGCCAUGACACCUGUAGUUCCCUGCGGGCUGAGGUGCCGGAGGCUCUAGGGCGGGGCAUCUUCUCCCGCCUGAAUGGCUUCCAAGAUGUCAGUGUUUGGGCCCUCGCUCCAGUGGACACAUGUCUGAUGACUCGGGGUGGGGGCUGCGGGAACAUCCCCAGGUUUGGAGGGACGGCCUCCGACAGCCAGUACGCGCAGCGGCCGGUCCUGGUGCGGGGCCGCUUUCGUAGUGGCGGCUACGUUUGUCCUAACGUGACCGGGAAAUAGCUCCCCGAGUCGUGACACAGCUUCCAAGAUGGUGGCGCGGAAGGCCGGACACUUGCAUUCUGUCCUCAUUUACGGUCCCGUCUGUCUCGCGUCAGCUGUGCUUGGGUGGCACGUGAUGAGGCAAAAGCAGGUUUCUCGGUGGAGCCAUUACGGAAGAGCUUGCGUCACCACCCGGCGUUCACGUGAUACUAGCCGCGUCCGAUACGCUGAUGCUCGAUCGCCGGAGAAUCCAGAGCGAUAAAAAUGUACGCUCCACACCCCUGCCCCCACCCCUAGAAAGGCGAUCUAAAAACAGUGUUAGCAACACCCGAGGCCGCAAACCAAGAGCCAGGCAUGAAGGCAGCAACACAUUCAUGCGCUUUGAUGAUGUCGGGCACUGGAAAUGGACAUGACCACGUUCUUUAAGCUUCCCUGCUCUACAGUAACGCCAGCUGCCGGUGGCCGGCAGGGGUGUUCAACUUGAAGCUUUGAAGCUUUGCACGGCACCCCUGGCUCUGUGAAACCUUGCGGGAGAAGACAAUGUACCGUUUCUGCUCCCAGGAAAAGGCAUUGUUUCCAUUGUUAAUGCUUGGCAAGCUUUAUGGGUAAACGCCCUUUUUGGCUCGGCCUCUGCCUUGUAUGAGCCACCCAAAGGGGUCGCAGUGUGUGCAUCCCGCGAGCAGUUUGUUGCAAAAGAGCAGGGAGCAGAGUCCAGACCGAAAAACAAACGUAACGCCCACAGAGCCACACGACUACAGCCAGUAUCUAAUAAAUUUAGAAAUAUGUGGGGCUU
Messenger RNA from Panthera uncia (snow leopard), 9041 nucleotides. RefSeq names its product CKLF like MARVEL transmembrane domain containing 6 (gene CMTM6). NCBI's taxonomy places the organism in Eukaryota, Metazoa, Chordata, Mammalia, Carnivora, Felidae. Gene Ontology annotation, cellular component: membrane. The coding region runs from base 73 to 621 and encodes 182 amino acids. The transcript has 4 exons. The record is from RefSeq and is a predicted model, not a curated record.